AUGUCAAAACCAUCAAGAAGGCAGCCCGAGCCAUCACUGAGAAGCCAGGACAUGCACCUGGGCAACGGCGCCCACACAAACAAGCACGUUUGUGAGGAGAUCACCAUUAUUCCCAGCAAGAUGCUCUUUAACAAGAUAGCAGGCUAUGUCAGAUGUCUGAUGAAGUGGAUUCAAAGGCCCCCAGAGAGGUAUCUGCAGGAAGAGAAGAGAGAAAGGAGAAAUAAUUAUGUUCCUAAGGAUUCAGCCCUGGAUAAGAUCGUUGAAGUAGAUUCUGACACUGAGGAAAUGCUGAAGUUCUUGGACUUUGGCAAACUCUCCAACCUGCAGGUCCUUCAGCCCACUAACCAAACUUUCUUCCUCAUUCCCUGUCUUCCUUCAGGAAAUAUUUAA
Molecule: messenger RNA, 390 nt
Organism: Trichechus manatus latirostris (Florida manatee)
Lineage: Eukaryota; Metazoa; Chordata; Mammalia; Sirenia; Trichechidae
Product: 40S ribosomal protein S17-like
Exons: 1
Coding region: 1-390 (129 amino acids)
Biological process (GO): translation
Cellular component (GO): ribosome
Molecular function (GO): structural constituent of ribosome
Source: RefSeq, a predicted model, not a curated record